Molecule: messenger RNA, 2540 nt
Organism: Schizophyllum commune H4-8
Lineage: Eukaryota; Fungi; Basidiomycota; Agaricomycetes; Agaricales; Schizophyllaceae
Product: Cullin-domain-containing protein
Exons: 8
Coding region: 35-2317 (760 amino acids)
Biological process (GO): protein ubiquitination; SCF-dependent proteasomal ubiquitin-dependent protein catabolic process
Cellular component (GO): SCF ubiquitin ligase complex
Molecular function (GO): ubiquitin protein ligase binding
Source: RefSeq, a predicted model, not a curated record
CUUUCGUUUCCUACGCUCAUCAGCGACGACGACGAUGUCCGGCACCGCGACCCCAGACACAGACUUCGGAAAGGUCCCCAGCAGGACUGCCGACCUCAACGAGACAUGGGACUUCCUUAAUCGCGGUGUCGAGCACAUCAUGCUCCACCUCGAAAAGGGCCUCUCCUUCUCGCACUACACGAACCUCUACACGACCGUCUACAAUUACUGCACGUCCACAAAGAUGCAGGGGAAGCUCGAGGGGAACAGAUCGGGCGCUAACCUCGUGGGGGCGGAUUUGUACCAGAAGCUGACCGUGUAUCUGCAAGAACACUUCAAGCCGAUGCUUCUGAAAUUCGACACCUUGCAAGACGAGGAGCUCCUACGAUACUACGCACAAGAGUGGGAUCGAUACACGACAGGCGCAAACUACCUCAACCGUCUCUUCACGUACCUCAACCGCUACUGGGUCAAGCGCGAACGCGACGAGGGCAAGAAGACGGUCUACCAGGUCUACACGCUCGCCCUCGCUCAGUGGAAGUCUGGCGUCUUCUUGCACAUCCAGAGCCAGGACUCCAAGCUCGCCGGUGCGCUCCUGCGCAUGAUCGAGCGCCAGCGAAACGGGGACGUCGUCGAUCAGGGCUUGAUCAAGAAGGUCGUCGACUCGUUCGUCUCCCUCGGGCUCGACAACUCCGAUCCGAACAAAGAGUGCCUCGACGUGUACAAGGAGCACUUCGAGACGCCUUUCCUCGAUGCGACGGACAAGUACUACCGGCAAGAGUCUGAGGCGUUCCUCGCGCAGAACUCGGUGUCGGACUACCUGAAGAAGGCGGAGGACCGGUUGAAGGAGGAGGAAGACCGUGUCGAGCGGUACCUGCACACCAAGACGCGCAAGGACCUCAUCAGCCGCUGCGAGAACGUCCUGAUCCGCGAGCACCUCGAGCUCAUGCAGGACAGCUUCCAGCGGUUGCUCGAUUACGAUCAGGACGAGGACUUGCAGCGGAUGUACGCGCUCCUCGCCCGCAUACCAGAUGGUCUCGAGCCGCUACGCAAGCGCUUCGAGAGCCACGUCAAGCAGGCCGGUCUCGCCGCUGUGUCCAAGCUCGGCACCAGCGUUGACACGCUCGAUCCGAAGGCGUACGUCGACGCCCUCCUUGAGGUCCACCGCAAGAACUCGGAAACGGUACAGCGGAGCUUCAAGGGCGAAGCCGGUUUCGCUGCAAGCUUGGAUAAGGCGUGCAGAGAAUUCGUCAACCGAAAUGCUGCCACCGGCACCUCGUCGACCAAGUCGCCUGAACUUAUCGCCAAACACGCCGACAUGUUGUUGCGGAAAAACAACAAGAUGGCGGAGGAGGACGAUCUCGAGGGCGCUCUGAACCGCGUGAUGAUUCUGUUCAAGUACCUCGAGGACAAGGACGUGUUCCAGACCUUCUAUACCACGAAGCUGUCGAAGCGUCUCAUCCAUGGCGUCUCCGCCUCCGACGAGGCCGAGGCGAGCAUGAUCUCCAAGCUCAAGGAGGCCUGCGGCUUCGAGUACACGAACAAGCUGCAGCGCAUGUUCACCGACAUGUCCCUUUCCAAGGACCUCACGGACAACUUCAAGGAGCGCAUGCAGCAGAACCACGACGACAUGGACAUCAACUUCAGCAUCAUGGUCCUCGGCACGAACUUUUGGCCGCUGAACCCGCCGACGCACGACUUCACGAUCCCCGCGGAGAUCGCGCCGACGUACGACCGCUUCCAGAAGUACUACCAGUCAAAGCACUCGGGGCGAAAGCUCACCUGGCUGUGGAACUACUCCAAGAACGAGCUGCGGACGAACUACUUGAACCAGAAGUACAUGCUCAUGACGAGCUCGUACCAGAUGGCGGUGCUUAUGCAGUACAACAAGAAUGACACGUUGUCACUGGAGGAGCUGGUUGCGGCGACGGCGAUCUCGAAGGAGAUCCUGACGCAGGUGCUCGCGGUGCUGGUGAAGGCGAAGAUCUUGAUCAACGACGAGGCGGAGCAAUAUGAUCUGAACCCGAACUUCAAGUCGAAGAAGAUUCGUGUCAACCUCAACCAGCCGAUCAAGGCUGAGGUCAAGCAGGAGUCGAACGAGGUUUUGAAGGCCGUCGACGAGGACAGGAAAUACGUGAUCCAGGCCACGAUCGUCCGUAUCAUGAAGGCGCGCAAGACGAUGAAGAACCAGGCCCUCAUCCAAGAGGUCAUCUCGCAGAUCUCGCAGCGCUUCGCGCCCAAGAUUCCGGACAUCAAGAAGGCAAUCGAGACCCUCCUCGAGAAGGAGUACAUCGAGCGCGUUGACGGCCAGAAGGACACCUUUGCCUACGUCGCCUAAGCGUCCUCCACCGACAGCGCGCGAGCCUCCUCUGUCAACGUCGUCGCCGUCGCUCGACCGCCGUCCGUCCUCGAGCGAACAAACGAACCGCCCCCACACAUCUAUUCUUGUGCAAGUAAAUACUUAGGCAUGUAUUCUAGUCGUUGUCUCGCACUUUCCUGCUUGUCGCAUUUAUCGUAGUAGCCCCACUGUUUAUCAUAGAACUCCCGCUUUGCACAGUUAU